AUCUGUAAAGUAAAUUUAGUCUAAAUGGAGUGAAUAAUGUGAUGGAUUUAAAAAACGGAUAAACACUAGUCACACUUUCAAUUUAAAAAGGACACGUUUCAUUUCGUUAAACGUUAUCUGGAGAAUGGCAUGUUUUACCAAUCCAGCAAUUUCAAGAGAGUCUUUAAAAACUAUUUUAGGUAAUUUUGAGGUCAUUCCAGAACACCAUAGACUAAAAUUAUGGAUGACUGCCAUACUCCAAUUACCGAACAACAAGACCCAGUAUUUGAAGUUAAGAAAAGCAGGACAGAAAUUGGAUUCCAGUGUUAAAUUACUAGAAGAUGACAAAACUGGACAAGAACCAAAAGUUUGCAAUAAAGUACUUAAAAGCUUGUUUGCCCAUUGUUCAUCACUUAGGCAGUUCAAUCACUUUAACUUGGCCGAUUUUGUGGAACCUUUUUCUAGUCUUUUAGUAACUCAUGAAUUAAUAUAUUUUGAGGUGAUGCUAUCUAUCCUUGUGAAUUGGUGUCAACAUUGGUUUGAUCAUAUCCCUUUACCACCUUACACACUCUUAUCAAUGCUGGAUAUUAUAUUCCUAAAAAAUCAUCCUGAACUUUAUAAACAUCUUGCAAAUCUAGGGAUCAGAGCUAUUGAUUAUGCUUGGAGAUGGCUGACUACUUCCUUUAAAACUAUAGUUGAUCCUCAAGAAUGGUUAAUACUUUGGGACCAUAUAUUGGUAAAUGAACCUGAUUUUAUGUAUUAUAUUCCAUUGGCUGCUUGCAAACUCCAAAGUCGGUAUUUAAUGGAGCUAUCAACCCAUAGUGAAAUAAUGGAAUUGCUUCACAGCACAAUACCUCUUGAUGCAAAUUCUUUAUUGAAAGAAGCCUACCAAAUAUGUGAAGCAACACCUGUGGAAUUACAGCUCAAUCAAAUGCAUCGUUUUCACCCAUUGAUUCCUGGUUAUUAUCCAACAUUGACUCCCACUGAUUUGAUCACCUUUCAUUCUACAGAAAAUGGUGACCUGAGCAAUCUUUAUCAAUUUCUUGAGAAAGCUCAAGAAACUGCAGUUGAGGUGGAAAACGUCAUCAAGGAGGGUAUGGCAUUACGAAGAUAUAUAAUGAAUCAACAAGAAAAGCUGUUUAUUCCACCGUAAAUGAACUGACAGCAUGAAAAAAAGAUGCUCAUUUUUAAAUUCAAAGGCCUACUUUAUGUGACUCUGUAUGUAACCAGCGCAAAAGCUGUAAUUUUGUUCAUAUCGAUUAAGCCCAUU
Daphnia carinata is the source of this 1249-nucleotide messenger RNA. Its product is annotated as TBC1 domain family member 31-like. The transcript is spliced from 6 exons. The record is from RefSeq and is a predicted model, not a curated record. Bases 125 to 1132 code for a protein of 335 amino acids. NCBI's taxonomy places the organism in Eukaryota, Metazoa, Arthropoda, Branchiopoda, Diplostraca, Daphniidae.